Paracoccidioides lutzii Pb01 is the source of this 1269-nucleotide messenger RNA. RefSeq lists its product as hypothetical. The record is from RefSeq and is a predicted model, not a curated record. The transcript has a single exon. Bases 1 to 1269 code for a protein of 422 amino acids.
AUGGUCAAUAAUGCUCCUCGGGCAUUCGCCCUUCUCUUACUUCCCCCCCCUCCGCAGCCUUCUUCCCCCGCCGCCCUCAACGCUGCCUACCGUCCCCCCAUCAAGGCCGCGGUGAAAAAGCUCAAACGCCUCUCAGCCAACUCUUCCACAAACUCAUCCAUCGACAUAGCACUUCCAUAUCUAGAAUAUAACAUAGGGCAAAACCAGCGCACUUUCUCCGGAUGUGAAGAAUCAACUCUUUACAGCGUGCAAGAGCUUUUAGUCAACACAUACACUCUCAUCUCCUCAAUAUGUAACGAGCAGCAAAAACUAGAUACCCUACCAGACAAAACCAACAUCAAUAAUGUGGAUAUUCGAGUUAUUUUAAUAGGCUACGACCAGGCCUUCAACUAUGACACUCUCAUUCGUCCCGUGCGGUCCAUACCGUCAUGCAUUGUCGAUCUAUCAGUUUUAGCCCUCUGUGAUCGGAACUGGUCUCACGUAUAUGUGACUGAGGGAGAACCAGGGGAGCGAUUGUAUCGACAGUUCAGGAUGCUGGUGAAUGGCAAGCUCUCGUCCAGAGUUGGUGGGACGUGGGUGACGGAGCGAGUACCUGGUGGAAUGAGUUUUAAUAUCGCACGACAAACUGGACCAAUUGCCACAGCAGCAACAACCGACGGGGAUACAAGAAAGAGAGCAAGACAACAAGUUCUAGUUAUUGGAGAGGAAGGAAGUAAGAAGACGGGGAACGAGAGAAAUACUACCGACUUGAAUCAAAAACUCCAGUUAACCAUAGCUCUACUCUUGGCAGAGUUCAACGGAGGUGCGGGUGGACCAGAGAACAAAAACGCAGAUCACGGGAAUUCCUCGUUUCCAAUUCCACCAUCUUCAAAUUCACCCCGAUCACACUCAGCCCUUGACGCUAGACGAUUCCUCCAAUCCAUCGCUGACUGGCACCUUGCCGGAGAUCGAUUUUCGAAAACUCAGCCUGCCAGGCUUCGUUUUGAACUCAGCGCUUAUGACUCUAUGGCUAUCCACCCUUGGCAGUUAGCUUACCUUUCGGACCCCCAACAGCAGCUGGAACAGCUGCUUGCUGAUACCGGGAGCGGGGGCGAAGGGGAUGAUACCGAUGUAGAAAACACCCUUGUUUUGGGCGAAUCGCAGAAAGAUGGCUUAGUGAAUCUGCUCGAACCAUUUAAGGAUAGGUGUCGAAUGGUGGUCUGCAAAGAUCUCACAACGUCAUCAUCUCCUUCUGAAGUGCUUCAAGACCAUCUUGUUACCCAAAACUAA